AUGGCGCGCAAAAUCACAUCUGCGAACUACAAGGAUGCAGCCUCAACGCUCACCGAAUCGAAUGAGCACCUUCUCGAGCCUGGACUGUUUGCAGACGUUAAGGUCAAGUGUGGUGAUCGAACUUGGAAUCUACACCGGGCAAUCAUCUGCUUGCGCUGCCCCUAUUUCGAAAAAGCCUUCGUCCCCUCUGGCCUCACGGACAAAUAUCCCAUCACCUCCUGCCUUGAUCUACUGAAGGUUGCCGAUUUCUUUCAAGUCGACCUCCUGGUAGACGAGAUCGCCACCAUGAUGCGCUCCAGGGUCGAACAAUGGGCCGGAGUAGUACAACGUGCAGGGCUAUUGUAUCUUUACAACCCGUCGACGUAUCUUUCGGAUGCCCAAGUCGACGAGUUCUUUCAGAUUGUCCAAGUUGCCUACGACUCUUCCUACGCUGCCAUUCAGGAGCAGGUCAAGGCCUUCGUACCUAUGACAAGGUAUCAUGUUCUAAAGGAUGCGCGUUUUCUGGCAGCCUUGGAGGACAUCCCGGAUUUUGCCGUGGACGUGGUUAAACUACUGAUUGCGCCGAUUGCGGAGCCACGGCGGACUUCUAUGCCAACACCUGCCUUACAAGCAGUGAAUUUUGUGAUGGGACUAAAGGUCUUCACUACAAUGGUUAUCGUGUCCACGGUCAGUGCAAGGCCUGCGCUUCAUGGAAUGAUCUAA
Messenger RNA from Anthostomella pinea, 702 nucleotides. The record is from the annotation of a GenBank genome assembly. Lineage: Eukaryota; Fungi; Ascomycota; Sordariomycetes; Xylariales; Xylariaceae.